Molecule: messenger RNA, 6262 nt
Organism: Xenopus laevis (African clawed frog)
Lineage: Eukaryota; Metazoa; Chordata; Amphibia; Anura; Pipidae
Gene: cnnm2.L
Product: cyclin and CBS domain divalent metal cation transport mediator 2 L homeolog
Exons: 8
Coding region: 339-2798 (819 amino acids)
Biological process (GO): magnesium ion homeostasis; transmembrane transport; magnesium ion transmembrane transport
Cellular component (GO): plasma membrane; membrane
Molecular function (GO): transmembrane transporter activity; magnesium ion transmembrane transporter activity
Source: RefSeq, a predicted model, not a curated record
AUGUCUUCACACAAGACCAAGCCCUUUCCGUGCUAACUACGCCCCUUUCGCUUCGAAAAUCCGCCCACCGUGGCUGAAAACACACGGAUUGGUCCCGCCUCUUUCAGCUGUCAGUUUACUCCGCCCACUUGACAGAGCUCUCGCCUUAUCAUUUGUUCUUGGGCAAGUCGCUCACUAGGUGCCCGCCCCCUCCGGGAAGAGUUGGUUCAAUUCUGGAAGCGGCUGCUAGCUCCUGUCAGAACACGGGCGGGUGUCGGGCAGCGCGGGCUAAGCCUGUGAAAGAGUUGGGAUGGAGCCAGGCCGUGAUUGGAUGUGACCCCCCCUCACCCGGACUAAAGAUGGCGGGUGGUCCUAAAGCAUUGCCCCUAUGUAACAUGGCGGCGCACAGCCUCGGCUGGGUCCUGGCUCUGGUGCUUGUGGUGCUCUGCGGUUGCACGGGCAGCUCGUCCGCGGCCGGAGAGGACAGUGAGGAGACCGUCAUUAUAGGGCUGCGGCUGGAGGAUACUGACGAAGUCUCGGCCAUGCACGGCGGAGCUCUGCGGGUUAGUGAGCGGACUCGGGUCCGGUUGCGGGUUUACGGUCAGAACAUCAACAACGAGACGUGGUCCCGCAUCGCCUUCACAGAGCACGAGCGGAGCCGAAGCCAGAGCGGGGCCCCGGGGGAAGAGGAAGGUUUCCACCCCUGCGGUAUCCGCACCUCGGACAUCAUCAUCCUGCCUUUUAUUGUGCUGAGCCGCCGCAGCUCGGGCAUCGUGGAGAUCGAUAUCAAACCCCUGAGGAAGACUGAGAAGAGCAAGUCGUACUACCUGUGCACCUCCAUCUCCACUCCACCCAGUGGUGGCCACCCGCAGCCCUGGGCCGAGACCACCUGGAUCUAUCACGAUGGGGAGGACACCAAGGUGAUUGUGGUGGAAGAGAAGAAGUUCUUGUUGCCUUUUUGGCUUCAGGUCAUCUUCAUAGCCAUGUUGCUGGGCCUGUCCGGCAUGUUCAGUGGCCUCAACCUGGGACUCAUGGCCCUGGAUCCCAUGGAGCUGCGCAUUGUCCAGAACUGUGGCACCGAGAGAGAAAAGAACUACGCCAAACGCAUCGAACCCGUUCGUAGACAGGGCAACUACCUGCUCUGCUCCCUUCUGCUUGGCAAUGUCCUGGUCAACACCACAUUGACUAUCCUGUUGGACGACAUUGCUGGAUCUGGACUGGUGGCCGUGGUGGUGUCUACUAUAGGGAUCGUCAUCUUCGGAGAGAUUGCGCCACAGGCCAUCUGUUCCAGGCAUGGGCUCGCCGUCGGGGCCAACACUAUCUUCUUGACCAAAUUCUUCAUGAUGAUGACCUUUCCCGCUUCCUACCCGGUCAGCAAGCUGCUAGACUGUGUGCUGGGUCAGGAAAUAGGCACUGUCUACAACAGGGAGAAACUGUUGGAGAUGCUGAGGGUCACGGACCCCUACAAUGACCUGGUCAAAGAGGAACUCAAUAUCAUCCAGGGUGCCCUGGAACUGAGGACCAAAACUGUGGAGGAUGUGAUGACCCCUCUCCGAGACUGCUUCAUGAUGGCUGGGGAUGCAGUACUGGACUUUAACACGAUGUCCGAGAUCAUGGAAAGCGGCUACACCCGGAUACCUGUCUACGAAGGAGAGAGGUCCAACAUCGUGGACUUACUUUUUGUCAAGGACCUGGCAUUUGUGGACCCUGAUGACUGUACACCUCUAAAGACUAUCACCAGGUUCUACAACCACCCCCUGCACUUUGUUUUCAACGACACCAAGCUGGAUGCCAUGCUUGAGGAAUUCAAAAAAGGUAAAUCACACCUUGCUAUAGUGCAAAGGGUUAACAAUGAGGGAGAAGGGGAUCCAUUUUAUGAAGUGCUUGGCAUUGUUACCCUCGAAGAUGUGAUUGAAGAGAUCAUCAAAUCUGAGAUCUUGGAUGAAACAGACUUGUACACGGACAACAGGACGAAAAAGAAGGUAAUGCACCGGGAGAGGAAGCAGGACUUCUCUGCUUUUAAACAAACCGACAACGAGAUGAAGGUUAAAAUAUCACCACAGCUUCUCCUGGCAAUGCACCGUUUCCUAGCAACAGAAGUGGAUUCAUUUAGCCCCUCUCAGAUGUCAGAGAAAAUACUUCUAAGGCUGCUGAAACAUCCCAAUGUCAUCCAAGAGCUGAAGUUUGAUGACAAGAACAAGAAGUCUGCUGAAUACUACCUCUACCAGCGGAAUAAGCCCGUGGACUACUUUGUUCUUGUUUUGCAGGGGAAGGUAGAAGUGGAAGCGAGCAAGGAAGUCAUGAAGUUUGAAGCAGGUGCAUUUUCAUACUAUGGCGUAAUGGCUCUCACUGCAUCACCAGUUCCCUUGUCCCUGUCUCGUACCUUUGUUGUGAGCAGAACAGAAUCGUUAGCAGGUUCUCCAGCAGAGAAUAAAUCUCCACCCCGUCCAUGUGGAUUGAACCAUUCUGACUCGCUUAACAGAAGCGAUAGGAUUGAUGCAGUGACACCUACGCUGGGGAGCAGCAACAACCAGCUCAACGCCUCCUUCUUGCAAGUCUAUAUCCCUGAUUACUCUGUAAGAGCCAUAACAGACUUGCAGUUUGUCAAGAUCACAAGGCAGCAGUACCAGAAUGCGUUAAUGGCUUCACGUAUGGACAAAACGCCCCAAUCCUCAGACAGUGAAAACACUAAAAUAGACAUGACUCUUACUGAGCUACAUGACGGCUUAGCAGACGAAACAGCGAAUCUGUUAAACGAACAGAACUGUGUCACACACAACAAGUCCAAUCACAGUAUGCACAACGAAGGUCCAAUUUGAGAGGGUUCAGCCCAGCUCAUUGACAUUCAGGACUGUCCUCACUUCAUUCUCAAGCUUCCUUCACUGCAACUGCGAACAUCUUGAGUAAUAUGCCGAGUGCCACCCAGCACUCUGAGACCAAAGAUUCUGAGCCCAGCGGUGGCAGGAACCGAAGUGCUUAAAACAGGAGCAGGAGAGAGACAUCAGGAAUAAAGCAAAUAAUAGUAAUAAAUAAAAACUAGGGAUUGGUGAGUGAGACCAAAUCAUGAUCGAACUAAAGAAGACACCGUUUAUCCCCUUAUUAACUCAUGGCAUUUGCAAAAAAAAGAAAAUGUUAAUUGGUAAUGUUUUGAUAUCAGAACAAUCCUAAUGCAGCCAUCACUACUGCAGUAUUGUGAUUGAAUGGCAAAAACUCAGGCCUUAAAUACAUGCUAGCUUGGUUCUCAUAAACUCCAAAGUGACUGGCUUAUUUCACCUGAAAUUUCACUGGAAAUUUCAGCCAAAAAAAUAACCAUUUGGUGUUUAAAGAAUCAAAUAUCAUAGGGUAAUUAAUGGUUUCCCUUUCUUCCACCUCUUUGGAAGGUGUUUAUUCUUUAACAGUGGAAACCUGUAAGAGUACGGGUUGUUUUGCAGAAAAUUUAGUUUUUCCUUCCAGAAAUUAGAAGUCUUAUGUGUUAGGAUGUCCCUCUGUUUUAUACUUUCAAAUCUAGACCUAGAUGGAUACCAAAAUUCAUUUUUUGCUUGUAAUUCUGUUUAACUGACAUCCCUUGUACACUGAGCAAAUAUUAGACAUGCACCGAAUCCACUAUUUUAGAAUUCGAAUCCAGAAUCCUUUGUGAAAGAUUUGGCUGAAUACCGAACUACAUCUGAACCCUAAUUUGCAUAUGUAAAUUAGGGAAACUAGGGGGAAAGAGAGUAGAAAAAAAAAAAAAAGAGUAAAACAUAAUUGACUUUCUUGUCGAGGCAUUUGGAUUCGGCUUAAAAAAAAGAAUCUUGGUCAAAUCCCGAACCAAAUCCUGGAUUCGGUGCAUCCCUAGCAAACAUAAGAUACAGAUCUUAUCAUUUUUAACACUGGACGAACACAAAGAUAUGUCAGAUUUCAAAUCGUUUUCUGGAUUUUUUUUUCUUCCAGAAAACAAAUUGUAAUGUAAAUUUAAACAAAUAUAUAUAUGGAUCAUUAGGAUUUAGCAUGAACUAUCCAGCGCUGUUUGCAUUUGGGUACCAGAUUUUCCAGACUGAGAAAACGUAGCAAAAUUAUAAAAAAAAGAAAAAAUUACUUAUUUCCCGCCUGAUUCUUCCAUUCCCCAUCUUGAUAUUUGCCCUAGUAGCCCAGAACUGAGCUGAGUGUCAGUGCCUUAUGAUUAGGUGGUGAAUAUUCCCUUGUGUAAAGCUGGGGAUAAUGACCAAGAUCGUUGAGUGUUUUUAUUGUUCAGCUGUAGACAACUGUUUUACAACCGUACAAAGAACACAUUUUGUUGGCUUCUUAUUCAUUGUGCAAUUGUCCAAGUGAUCACCGAGCAUCAUAAAACACUAAACUAGAAUAUUUCUCCAAAUCAUCAACCACCCUGUGUGUGAUACAGCUAAAAAGUCACAGGGAAAGGGUUUACUCCAUAUCUGAGUAUGUUUGGUAUAAUCUGUUAUCAUGGCGUGUAAAUGAUCCAAUAGUUUUUGCUUUAGUUCUAUAUUUUUUAGAACCCGCAAUAUCAAUGCAAUUUCUGGAGAAAAGAAGUAUUUUAAUCCCCAAUGUUUGUUCUCUGUGCGAGUCUCUCCAAUAAUGUUAUCCAGCAGAUAAACAAAAAGGUGUUCUACGUUCAACAAAAAUAUUUCUAAUAUUUUUCUAGAAUAUGUUGUGUUUUAUGUACUUCAAUGAUGUUUUCAAUGCUGCUAUGUUAGCCAGUCUUAAUGAUGAUAUGUGUGCUACAGGUGAUGCCCCGCCAGAUUCUAGAAUUAUGUGCGGAAUACAAAGCUUACUGAUAUAUAGGGAAAGACAGAUUAGCCAAAAAAAUUGGGAUAUACCAUUCAGAAAACUUUCUCUUGCUCUCUAAGAAAACUAAUGUAUGGUGUUAAAUGUUUUUCUUGAAUUUCUGGCUCGACCUUCGCCGGGAACUCUGUAAUGAUAUUUUCAUUUGUUACACUAUGGGUUGGAGGAUUAUUUGUUUGUGCUAAAAGUAAUAUUAAGUGGAAAUUAGGGACUAGCAGGUUAAGUGUAUGAUAGGUUUGCCACCUUUCCCCCCGACGAACUUCGGGGAAGAUGGGGCCGCGAUGUAGCGGGGGGCGGGGCAGUAGAGACGGAACUGACAUCAGGAGCAGGCUAUGACAUGGCCGAUUGCCGCGUCAAUCUCCAGAAAUCUUGCCCAUUUUGACCUGAACAGCCCUUCAAAAAACCGGGUCAAAACCAGACAGGUGGCAACCCUAGGGUAUAACUUGUGCAAAGAGCUUCUUCUAGGAGACUUUUGGUACGUUCCUACUGUAUCCUUCAUAUUAUGUGGAAAUGAUCAAUGGAAUAGUCAUUGCUAUUCUCAAGAAUUAUUAUUUAAGAAUUCUAGAGCAUUCCCCAGCUCAGUUAAAUGAAACAUUUGCUGACUUUAGAAAUAAUUAUGGAUGCACCAAGACCUAAGGAGCCUAUUUAUCACAAGUCAAAAAUAUGUUGUUUUUUUCGCAAUUCAAGAAUAUCACGGCAUUAAAAAAAAUUAUAUCAAAUUUUUGGGAAUUUGAGUCUUCCAAAUUUACAGUUUUAAAUUAAAAAAAUCUUGAACAUUUUAAUGACGCAAAUAAUCAGCUAAAACCUGAUGAGCUUCUAUAGAAGUCAAUGCAUUUUUAACAUUGAAACCCAUUUUAUUCAAGUUUUUUUUUUUUUUUUUUUUAAAUAUUUAAAUGACCAAGUUUAAUUUGAAUUUUUUUCCCUUAUAUUUCUAAAUAACUUUGAAAAUAAAUCUGUCUCCCUGAACCAAAUCCAAGCCUUUAAAGCAGGAAUCCCCAACCUUUUGAACCCGUGAGCAACAUUCAGAAGUAAAAGGAGUUGGGGAGCAACACAUGCAUGAAAAAUGUUCUUGGGCUGCCAAAUAAGGGCUGUGAUUGGCCAUUUGGUAGCCCCAUUUGGAUUGUCAACCUACAUUGAGGCUCUGUUUGGCAGUACACCUGGUUUUUAUACAACCAAAAUUUGCCUGCAAGCCUGGAAUUCAAAAAUAAGCACCUGGCUUGAGGCCACUGGGAGCAACAUUCAAGUUGUUGGAGAGCAACAUGUUGCUCACGAGCUACUGGUUGGGGAUCACUGCUUUAAAGUAAUGUUAUUUGAAUGCUCUGGACAAUUAAAUGCUAUAAUUUUUUAAUGGUGUUCAAAAUGUACAGAAUUCUCAUAAAAUUUUAACAAUCAAUAUGCAAAUUAGGGUUUCGGAUUCUUUUUAGGUUUCGGCCAGAUCUUUUGUAGAGAACUUGGUAUUUGGCCGAAUCUAAAUAUUUGGAAUUUGGUGCAUCUCUAGAAAUAA